AUGAUUAGCAGCACUCUUGUUAUAUGUCCCUUGGCGGUUUGUAAACAGUGGGUAGAUGAGAUCAAUAGUUGCAUUUCGGAAGGAAGCACGAGGGUGCUUCUCUAUGAGGGAACCGGCAGAAAAAAGAAAGUUUAUCAAUUUUCGGACUAUCAUUUUGUUAUUACCGCAUAUACGACUCUCGAGGCUAAUUACAGGUAUUUGAUCACACCCAAAACAUCUGGCAAGAAGGAAAAGGGACUUGAUCGUUCGAUAUUGCAUUCUGUACUGUGGGAUCGUAUCGUUUUAGAUGAGGCUCAUUAUAUAAAGAACGAUCGCAGUAAUACGGCCAAAGCUGUUUUCGAUUUACAAUCUUCAUAUAAAUGGGCUUUGAGUUUCACACUCAUCCAGAAUUCUGUUAAAGAUCUUCACUCACUUUGUCCCGACAAAAUGUUCAUACUGCCCCAUAUAUUUCUGCACUUUAGCUGGUGGAACAAAUAUAUUUCUACACCAAUAUACAAACAUGGAAAUACUGGGAUCGGUAGGGAUUCUAUGAUUUUGUUGAAACACAAAAUUUUGAAGCCCGUAAUGUUUAGACCUACCAAAGAAGGCAGGUCAGCUGAAUUGCGAAUUCAUCCUCAAACUGUUAUUGAAAGAUGGCUAACACUGGAUGAAACUGAAGAAGGUUAUUAUAAAAUGGGAGGAGUACUGCGUGGCACUGUUAAAUAUGCGGCACUGAGGAAAUGUAAGGUCUGUGGAGGUUCAGGACUUGUUUUGAGGUACUACUUCCGAUGCCCUGGUUGUGGUAUGUUUUGUAUUAACCAUUUAAGUGGAAACAUCGAAGAUUAA
This is a messenger RNA of Fraxinus pennsylvanica, 825 nucleotides long. The record is from the annotation of a GenBank genome assembly. Lineage: Eukaryota; Viridiplantae; Streptophyta; Magnoliopsida; Lamiales; Oleaceae.